GAAGUGGCACCCACUGCGCCCCAGCAACGCGGAGGAGGCCGCGGGGAGACUGCUGCUGCCUCGGAGGCAGGAGGCGGCCCUGGGGGAAGCCAGGCAGGACCCUGGCAGCUCAGUCUCUGAGUUCCCCUACUCUCUGGGGUGCUAGUUUGGCCGGAGCUGCCGGUGGAGCCACUGGAAGCCCACACGCCAGGCAGCCCGAGUCUCCCUCAGCACCAGGAUCUAUGUCUCAUUUCUAACUCCUGAUCACGAAGACCACGAUAAUUCCUUCCCCAAAGCCCAGCAGCCCCCCAGCCCCGCGCAGCCCCAGCCUGCCUCCCGCCGCCCAGCUGCCCGCGAUGCCCUCCAGCGGCCCCGGGGACACCAGCAGCUCCGCUCCGGAGCGGGAGGAGGACCGCAAGGAGGGAGAGGAGCCGGAGGAGGCUCGUGGCAAGGAGGAGCGGCAGGAGCCCAGCACAACAGCACGGAAGGUGGGGCGGCCCGGGCGGAAGCGCAAGCACCCCCCGGUGGAAAGCAGUGACACGCCGAAGGACUCCGCCGUGACCUCCAAGUCCCUGUCCAUGGCCCAGGACUCAGGCCCCUCAGAGCUAUUACCCAAUGGGGACUUGGAGAAGCGGAGUGAUCCCCAGCCUGAGGAGGGGAGCCCCGCUGGAGGGCAGAAGGGCGGGGCCCCAGCAGAGGGAGAGGGUGGGGCUGAGACCCCUCCCGAAGCCUCCAGAGCUGUGGAGAAUGGCUGCUGCACCCCCAAAGAUGGCCGAGGAGCCCCCACAGAAGAGAGCAAAGAACAGAAGGAGACCAACAUCGAAUCCAUGAAAAUGGAGGGCUCCCGGGGCCGGCUGCGGGGUGGCUUGGGCUGGGAGUCCAGCCUCCGCCAGCGGCCCAUGCCGCGGCUCACCUUCCAGGCGGGGGACCCCUACUACAUCAGCAAGCGCAAGAGGGACGAGUGGCUGGCACGCUGGAAAAGGGAGGCUGAGAAGAAAGCCAAGGUGAUCGCAGUAAUGAACGCCGUGGAAGAAAGCCAGGGGUCUGGCGAGUCUCAGAAGGUGGAGGAGGCCAGCCCUCCCGCAGUGCAGCAGCCCACCGACCCUGCGUCCCCCACUGUGGCCACCACACCUGAGCCUGUGGGAGCCGACGCCGGGGAUAAGAACGCCGCCAAAGCAGCCGAUGAUGAGCCAGAGUACGAGGACGGCCGGGGCUUUGGCAUUGGGGAGCUGGUGUGGGGGAAACUUCGGGGCUUCUCCUGGUGGCCAGGCCGCAUUGUGUCUUGGUGGAUGACGGGCCGGAGCCGAGCAGCUGAAGGCACCCGCUGGGUCAUGUGGUUCGGAGACGGCAAGUUCUCGGUGGUGUGUGUCGAGAAGCUGAUGCCACUGAGCUCGUUCUGCAGCGCUUUCCACCAGGCAACCUACAACAAGCAGCCCAUGUACCGCAAAGCCAUCUACGAGGUCCUGCAGGUGGCCAGUAGCCGUGCGGGGAAGCUGUUCCCAGCGUGCCACGACAGCGACGAGAGCGACACUGCCAAGGCCGUCGAGGUGCAGAACAAACAGAUGAUCGAAUGGGCUCUCGGAGGCUUCCAGCCCUCUGGCCCCAAGGGCCUGGAGCCACCCGAAGAAGAGAAAAAUCCCUACAAAGAAGUUUACACAGACAUGUGGGUCGAACCCGAGGCAGCUGCCUAUGCACCACCCCCACCAGCCAAAAAGCCCCGAAAGAGCACAACCGAGAAGCCCAAGGUCAAGGAGAUCAUUGACGAACGCACAAGAGAGCGGCUGGUGUACGAGGUGCGGCAGAAGUGCCGGAACAUCGAGGACAUUUGCAUCUCUUGUGGGAGCCUCAACGUCACCCUGGAGCACCCUCUCUUCGUUGGAGGAAUGUGCCAAAACUGUAAGAACUGCUUCCUGGAGUGCGCGUACCAGUACGACGACGACGGCUACCAGUCCUACUGCACCAUCUGCUGUGGGGGCCGCGAGGUGCUCAUGUGUGGGAACAACAACUGUUGCAGGUGCUUUUGUGUGGAGUGUGUGGAUCUGUUGGUGGGGCCGGGGGCCGCCCAGGCAGCCAUCAAGGAGGACCCCUGGAACUGCUACAUGUGCGGGCACAAAGGCACCUACGGGCUGCUGCGGCGGCGGGACGACUGGCCCUCGCGGCUGCAGAUGUUCUUCGCCAAUAACCACGACCAGGAAUUUGACCCUCCGAAGGUUUACCCACCUGUCCCAGCCGAGAAGAGGAAGCCCAUCCGGGUGCUGUCUCUAUUCGACGGAAUUGCUACAGGGCUUCUGGUGCUGAAGGACUUGGGCAUUCAGGUGGACCGCUACAUCGCUUCCGAGGUGUGCGAGGACUCCAUCACGGUGGGCAUGGUGCGGCACCAGGGGAAGAUCAUGUACGUCGGGGACGUCCGCAGCGUCACACAGAAGCAUAUCCAGGAGUGGGGCCCAUUCGAUCUGGUGAUUGGGGGCAGUCCUUGCAAUGAUCUCUCCAUCGUCAACCCUGCCCGUAAAGGACUCUACGAGGGCACUGGCCGGCUCUUCUUUGAGUUCUACCGCCUCCUGCAUGAUGCGCGGCCCAAGGAGGGAGAUGAUCGCCCCUUCUUCUGGCUCUUUGAGAAUGUGGUGGCCAUGGGCGUUAGUGACAAGAGGGACAUCUCGCGAUUUCUCGAGUCCAACCCUGUGAUGAUUGAUGCCAAAGAAGUGUCAGCUGCACACAGGGCCCGCUACUUCUGGGGGAACCUUCCUGGUAUGAACAGGCCGUUGGCAUCCACUGUGAAUGAUAAGCUGGAGCUGCAGGAGUGUCUGGAGCACGGCAGAAUAGCUAAGUUCAGCAAAGUGAGGACCAUUACUACGAGGUCGAACUCCAUAAAGCAGGGCAAAGACCAGCAUUUCCCCGUCUUCAUGAAUGAGAAAGAGGACAUCUUAUGGUGCACUGAAAUGGAAAGGGUGUUCGGCUUCCCUGUCCACUAUACCGACGUCUCCAACAUGAGCCGCUUGGCGAGGCAGAGACUGCUGGGCCGGUCAUGGAGUGUGCCGGUCAUCCGCCACCUCUUCGCUCCGCUGAAGGAAUAUUUUGCUUGUGUGUAAGGGACAUGAGGGCAAACCGAGGUAGUGACACAGAGUUAAACAAACAAACAAAAAACACAAAACACAACAAAAUACCAACAACAUGAGGAUGGAGAGAAGUAUCAGCACCCAGAAGAGAAAAAGGAAUUUAAAACAAAAACCACAGAGGCGGAAAUACCAGAGGGCUUUGCCUUGCAAAAAGGGUUGGACAUCAUCUCCUGAUUUUUCAAUGUUAAUCUUCAGUCCUAUUUAAAAACAAAACCAAGCUCCCCCCCCCUUUUUUUUUUUUGGUCAAACCUUUUGUUUUCUACUCUUUUCAGAGGGGUUUUCUGUUUGUUUGGGUUUUUGUUUCUUGCUGUGACUGAAACAAGAGGGUUUAUUGCAGCAAAAAUCAGUAACAAGAAAUAGUAACAAUACCUUGCAGAGGAAGGAUGGGAGAAGGAAAAAAGGAAAUUCUAUAGAAAUCUAUAUAUUCGAUUUUUUUUUUUUUUUUUUUUUUACUAUAUAUCUUUUUUGUUGUUGUUGUCUCUAGCCUGAUCAGAUAGGAGCACAAGAAGGGGACAGAAAACAGUGGCACUCAGCGGCAGAAUUCCCUCCCAGCCACUGAGCUGUGUUGCCAGCACCAUUCCUGGUCAAGCAGAACAGAACCCAGCUAGCAGCAGGGAGACAGAACACACAAGACCCUUUUAUACAGUAUUUCAGGUGCCUACCACACAGGAAACCUUGAAGAAAAUCAGUUUCUAGAAGCCGCUGUUACCUCUUGUUUACAGUUUAUAUAUAUAUGAUAGAUAUGAGAUAUAUAUAUAAAAGGUACUGUUAACUACUGUACAACCCGACUUCAUAAUGGUGCUUUAAAACAGCGAGAUGAGUAAAAACAUCAGCUUCCACAUUGCCUUAUGUGCAAAGGGUUUUAACCAAGGAUGGAGGAGGGAGGCAGCUUGAAGGUGAAUCAUUAACCAUGGCGGGCUUUCCCCGUGGUCUUUCACGAGGUGAAGGAGGAGAAUUUGGGAACCGUGUUCUCCCGCUUCUCCCUGCCAAAAAGGGGGGUGAGAUGAGGUGGUCGGACCGUGGAAAGCUCAGAGUGGGAUUCAUCCAGGCUCACGCAAUAACCUUUUGAUUUUUUUUCAAAAAGGAGACUCCCUCGGCAAGAUGGCAGGAUAAGGGGUCUUCAUUCCCAAUUUCUCACAUUAGCCGAUUCGAGGGCUCCUUGUGGUGGGAUCAGAAAUAAUCCAGAGUGUGGGCAAGUGACAGUUAAAACCCCACCUGGAGCAAAUAAAAAAACAUACAAAACGUA
Molecule: messenger RNA, 4338 nt
Organism: Hyaena hyaena (striped hyena)
Lineage: Eukaryota; Metazoa; Chordata; Mammalia; Carnivora; Hyaenidae
Gene: DNMT3A
Product: DNA methyltransferase 3 alpha
Exons: 23
Coding region: 336-3065 (909 amino acids)
Biological process (GO): negative regulation of DNA-templated transcription
Cellular component (GO): nucleus; cytoplasm
Molecular function (GO): DNA (cytosine-5-)-methyltransferase activity
Source: RefSeq, a predicted model, not a curated record